AUACAUUUGAUCGGUACAACUCGUUGGUCUUCCUCGACGUCGACUCGACUCGGUACUGUGCCUGUGCGUUUCAUCGAUAUAUAUUCAUAAUGCUCGAUGAAAAAACUACAAGCUUUAUAUGAAUUCGAGUCCCGUUAAAAGAAAUUCUCCGCAUAUGAAAUGAAGCUUGUCAGUCGCCACUUUUGAUUUUUCGAGGGAGAUGAUGCCAACCCGUUUUGUUUUUGAAAUGAACAUAAGAUUUACCGCAAGUAGAAGCUCUCUCGUCAGCUGCAAUUCAAAUCCAACCCUCGCAUGAACAUGAUGUUUCUAGACGAGUAGCGACUAAAAAUGUAAAUAUAAAACCGAAAUCUAUAAAUUUUUGUAUUCGUACCCUAUAAAAACCUUAACCUUUCUUGUCUUGUAAUACAAGUCUACGCCUAUCCUCUGAAUCGAACUAAAUGUGAACAUUCAUCAAUAAUUGCGGUAUUUCGAUUUCAACAUGUUCGUGGCGAGCCGAGAUCACAACCUGUGUGGUGUCUAUUGUAUCAAUGACACCAAUGUGGAGAGCUUCGUAAAAAACGAAGGACGUCAAUUUUCGCUAUUCAAGUUUGGCGAUCCGGCGACUAUAUCAAGGUAAGUACAGCUACAACACGAGCUUAUGUUUUAUUAUGUUUGGUGUUUUAUGUUUGGUGUUUCAUGAAGAACAUGAACAUGAGCUAGAUUGACCCAUGGUCUUGAUGCAGAAUUAUCAAAGGCAGUUGUAGUACCUACAACAAGUACUUCUAGGUUCGCCCGUUUUUACGAAACUACAUACUCCUCAAACAUCAGGUAUGCCGACAAAGUCGCUGACCUCAUCACGGAGCGUUUUGGUGCGCGAAUAGAGGAAAUCCAACGUCGCUCAGGCUCUGAAGCAAAGUGGGCAGCGACUCAUCGAGAAGUAGCGAAGAGCAAGAAAGAGGAUGCUGGUCGCAGUGUUACUGUUAUGGCUUGUGUUGAUUUUAAUCACUUCUCAGCACUUUUUUUUGAUACAACAACGAACCAGAUGAACGACGGAUGAACAGAACAAUGAACUUCAUUCUAUUUCUACAACAGUAAUAAAAGCGAUGUAAAAUACUUACCAUGAGUUUACCUCUGUGUAAGUUUUGCUUCAAACUUGGCCAGGAAGGGUAAUGAUUUUUUUCAAAUUUUGAUCGCUCUAAUUCAAGCACCAGCGCAAGCUCGAUACCGAUCCUCGGAGCUUCGGACCCCUCUUCUGCUGGAGACCAUAAUUAAGGUUCCUUCGCCUAAUCCAUCCUUUGAAACAUCCUCGGGAGGCUUCUCAAGGGGAGAAGGCGCCUGGGAUGCAUUUCGAGAUGGAUUCGAUUAUAAUGUCUAACAUAAGCAUAAGUUCGAGCACAAUGACAGAAAUUCUUCCUACAGCUGGACUGCCGCAUCCACGUGGCCCGCUGCGGCUUCUGGCCACCAGCAGAGUCGUGUCCUCGGAACGCCAGUCACAGCCUCGAAACGCAGUACCACUUUCCUCAGCGAAGAUGCUGAGAGUUGUAAGUUCUCAGUGAACUCCUCAAUGUCCCCUCGAGGGCUAGUCCGGUCUCGCUCGACUGAUACGCACGAUCUGGAAGUGGAACAAAACAAGUCCUUCAAUAGUUCUUGUACCAGGAAUGCGCACGAUCUGGAAGUGGAACAAAACAAGUGCUCGUCCUUCAAUAGUUGUACCACGAAUCAACACCAACAUGCUGGUGGUGCAAGCGCGGCCACAACUAUCGUUACUUCACUAAUAUCUUCAGGGACCACCACAUCAUCUUCCAGCACAUGCGUUGCUACUGGCAGGAGCUGUUCGGCGGCAGCUGAUGGCAGGAGCUGUUCGGCGGCAGCUGAUACAGCAUCCUCUUCGACCUGCUUUUGGCCUACAACAGGAGGAGGAUGUUCUGCGUCGAGUCCCCAAGCGGACGCGACUGACUUCUCUGAUCGAAGCGAAAAGGAUGAUAAAUUGCGAUCAGAGAACUACAAGCAUCUACAGGCCUUACACGCAGUUCGUGCUGAAUUGGAGAAUGCAAGGAGAUUAUCGGAAGAGGAAGGGGAAGGGGAGGAACACGAAGUACAACCUCAGAUGAACAACAGCUCUUCGCGUUGUUCGCCACCACCAGUCCCUAUCGCCCUGAGAACUGACAGUCGUGCCACUUCAUCGUCAUCCAGUCCUGGCGGCGUCAGCUCAUCUUUCCAGAAUUUGACGUUGCUAAGCUGUGCUACGAGUAACGCCUCGCCCGUUGAGGGCGCCGCUGGGAUCAUGCGAGAAGAAUCUGCUGAAGCAGUUGCUGAUGCAUUGAUUGAGCACAUGGCAACGCCAAAAACAGUUGUUCCUGAGAGGAAUAUGUUCGUAAACCAAGAACUACAACUAUUACCUGUAGGACAGCCCAAAGUAACUGCGACAGGAGCGACCACAUCUUCCAGUGCCAGUAGUUUCCCCACAGCCGUCGCAUCUCCGCUUUCGGUUGGCCUUUCUGCACCAUCUGCUAUGAUCACUAAAAGUAUCGGUAAAAGCGAACACCCUAGUAGAAGUAACUGCGCGACACCAGAGCCACGCUGGCGUAACCCGCCCGCAGUGUCUUCAGGGAAAAAGUUUGCAUCAUUGUUAUUCGAGCAAUUUGAGAGAGCCGAAAUGGACGAUGCAACGCCUAAGCUGUCCGAAAGGAGUAUUCUUCUGGCGUGUGCUAGUCCAGAUUUGAGCCAGAGCCCGUGCAUUUUUGACCAUGAUGUCCACGCUGAAAAGUCCAACGCUGUUGAGCCGGCAGGAGUACUAAAUCAGGAAAAUAAAAGUCUGAUUUACACUUCUAGGUUGAAGAAAGCCAGAAAAUUUUCGUUACAAGUAGAUGUCGAUAUGGUGGAACAAGAAUGUGAAGAUGCGAUUGAAACACCAGAUGAAGAGCAGGAAGAACCAGUAGGUGAAAUCAUGAGGAGUGUUUCGUCGUCGCUGAAACGAAAAACACCAUCACGAACAUCUUACUCUGCCAGCACUGGUAUAAUAAUAUUCAAAGCAGAUGAAAUAGAUGAAGGUGGGAUCGACACACACGAUGAUGACGAUCAUCUACACGAUACAGAAGCCGAAGAAGAAGAUGAAGAGGCACGACAUCUUCAAAGACAAAGACCACUGAAGAGCGCGGUUCAACCUUCAUCCUCCUCCCUAUUCCAACGCGACACUUCAUCGACUUGUGAAGCAGGUGAUGAAAAAUCAAGUCAAACAGAUGCCCACGAUGCGGUUGAGCAGGAGUCCUCUGCCUGGACAGAGUCCCUCUUAGCUGUUGUACCUCGUUAUGGAAGUAGUGAAAAAACUAUUGUACGACCCACUAUAACUACAGCAUCCACACCAGCAUCGUCAUCUUCCUCAGAACCACCUCUGAAGAAAAAGGCACGCACACUCCGACGAGCAUCUAGUGACUUUCUAGUGUCUGACGUAACCUUUGGCGGCAGUCAUCACAUUGUAGGUCCCGAUUGUGGUGGAACGAGGACUCGUGAAUGUCCACUGGAAACAAUAUCAGAAGAGUGCGGCGCUGCAUCCUUGGAACAAGGCGAGACGGAUCAAGGCGGUAAUUCUGAAUAGGAUCUAACAAAUUUGUAUUUGCAUUUCUCGUCAUCUUUCCUUGUUGUGUACUUAAAUGGCUCCGGUAUUUGGUAACGUGAAUUUGAUCACAAGGGUUCUCGACUUGUUUUCCCUUAUGAUCAAAUUCAGGUUACCAAAUACCGGAAGCAUACAGUACUACGAUCUCUUGUUUACACCCUCGACGCUCCUCAACGACCACAAAUCCAGAUAUCGUUAUCUCUGCGGACUUGCGGGACGUCGUACAAAGGCAUCGUAAGGAUUUCCAGAACAUUGGCACCAGUGAUGAAACAAAUACAAGUGAUAUCGAAAUGCUAGCUUCAUCUGACGAACCACAUGCUGUCAUGCCAGAAGGUAAAGAGCGUGCUAGCACAACCCACUUCAAGCCACCACGAACGAGUGCGAAAUGGAUAGCACCAGAACAAGAGCUGCACGACCAAAAGUGUGAACAUCCAACAUCUUCAACAUCUCAUCAAGCCAAUAAACGUAAUUGCAUUUUUCCCGAACCACCAAAUCCAAAUAGUAAUUAUAGUUCCCCUGCUCGUGAGAACGCGAAGAUCGUAAUUGUCGCGGUCUCUUCAGCCACUAGCAUCCCUAAAGCAAGUCAAUUGUUGUUGGAGCAAGUUUGUGCGCGACUGCAGUUGCCUCUAGGGAAUAUGCGCACAUUUGCCGAAAAUUUCAAUAGCGGCUAUGCCUACUCAAACUCGUUGCAAGAACGGCUCACGCUAAUUGAGCAAAUGCGACUGGAAUACGAUGAUCGGGGACCGAGUACUACUAUUGUAAAUACUUUUUAGAAUUCUAUCACUAUCUCUUGAGCAGGUCGUGUAUCCCACCUAACUGAUGUCGUCUCAGUGCUGACAGUCAACCAUGACCAGGUAUCGGCCCCAACACCGAACUAGUUAUUUUCAUCGAUGACGUUCUUGCUUCUGGUGCUACUUACAUGCGGACACAAGAUGCUUUGGCCCAGAGAGGGCUAAACCCAGAGAAUCUACAUGCUGCGGUUAUAGUGAACCUAGUAUCAGAAACCGUAUCUUUGGAAGGAAGUUUUAACAACGUGUCGCUUUCAGUUGAAUCGCCGACGCAUAUCUUGGUGGAGGUUUUGAAGAGGCAGACGGAAGGGAAGCCGGUGCUUAAUAUUUACCUAUCAUUAUAAAUAUUAGUAUAUUGGGAACGACACGCGGCGCCUAGAAUAGACGGAUCCUACUUAACAUGGCCAUUAUUAAUAUUUCUGUACUUCUCUAUCCUUUACCCACUAACCUUCCAUUUUCUUUUCCUAGUGAAGUUAGCUUGCUUGGCUCCACCCAUAGUACUAUUUUUGUUGGAACACCCGAACACGUCCAAGCGCACUAUGAGGCUCUUGAGAGCAAAUGGAAUGAUUAUCGUUGCAAUGUAACAGAAAGACGAUCAGAACGGACGUGCCGAAUGAUCACUGACUGUUUAAGGCCCUGAAAUGGUAUCAAAAUGGGUUCAAUGUCAUUGGGAUAUCAUGAAGGGUCAUAGUGCAGUUAAAGAUCUGGGAGAUCUUGCUGCUAAUUCAUGUUGGGUUUCAUUGAGUUCAAAUGAUGAUCAUACGAGGAACUAACAUAAGUUCAAGACAAGGAACGGCAUUGAUCAUGAUCAAGGUGACGAGUGAGAGCAGUCAUUUGGCAUUGAAAUCAGGUUCAUCCAUUGGAUCUUGAGCCAGUAAUGACCAUUGACCAACACCCCUCCUCAAUCGCUAGGUGAGGAAAUGACGAAAGUCACAAACGGUCUGGCGUUACCUGCCCUGACCCAGAACCAUCACGAUUCGUUGUAUAGCCACUGACGUCACCUCUGACCAACGACCUAACACCCUAAGAAGAUAGAAUAGGUAAGCACCGCCAAAGAAGCAGAACUUGAACCAGACUCAUCAUCUUCCGUUUCCGAGUCGCUAUCAUCUUCAAUAUGGUUACGGCUAAUUACUGGAUUCUCUAUGUGAUGUAAUAAUAAUCUGCGUUGAGUAGAUGAGCACGAAAGUUUCGUUAGUCCAUCAGCUUUCAUAAGGUGAGUAGGACAGAAAACUACUUUCUCAGCUGCAUCCCUAACCCUUAAAUAACGUAAUGCGUAGUGUCUACUUUUAGGCUUCGUGUCUUCAUUCUUUGCUGUCGAGAUUGCAGACUGGUUGUCUAUCCACAAUGUGGCAUCGUCGAGGGAUGGCGAUAUACCAAACCGCGUUUCCACUAGUUGAGUGGGUAAGGGAUUGAAGAAAUCUGUAAAAUCAUGCAGCUCGCUCAUGACAAUAGUGUCCGACGCGGCUAUAUACUCUGACUCUGCAGUUGAAUAUGCACGCCCGGUUUGUGUAUUGCGUUUCCAACAGAUUGGAAAACCCCGAUAGUACAUAAUCGAACCACUGGUCGAGCGCAUGCUCUUUAUGCAGUUUGCGAAUCCUGCAUCUGAGAACCAGUUAGUAUACGGUAGCUCUCUUCCUUCUGGUAGGAGCUUCUUGUAGAUUUCGUUGAAUUCUUCCUCACUUUCUGGAGAGUAAUAGAGUCCUUGGUCUUUUGUCGUAGCUAGAUACUUUAAUACCUUUCUACAGGCUUUUGCAAUUCUUUCUGUAACGGGCUUACUGACAUACCGAGCCAAUGUCGCCACAGGGACGCAAAUACCUGGCCUUGCGGUUGUCGAUAUCCAAAGCAGUGCGCCAACAAUCUCACGCAAUGGAAACCCGGCUGCUAGCUUAAGCCCCUCCUCAAGCAAAGCAGACUCGUCGAAAUUUGGAGACCGCACCGGCUUGCCUAAUGUUAUUUUAUACUUCUGUAAAGUCUUCUCUAUGUACACACUCAUCAGGAUUUUCACUGAACGUGCUUCCCGACAAUAGUGCACAAUCGCACCAAGAAAGUCGAACUCUAGCCAUUCGAAACUCGUGUGAGAAUCGACUCGCUUUGCCAUCUCAAUAGGUCGGCCAGGGGCGCGACUAAAGAUCCGGUCGAGCUCGGGCCGUAACUCAUGAUAGUCAGGUCCAGUAGCUAAGUUAUCAUCAACAUAGACUGACAUCUUCAUAUACUUUCCUGGGUGCGUUUUGCUCUUUUUCCGCCACAAUCCUGGAGCAGAAGGACACGGCUCCCAUCCGAGUUCGGACAAUAGCGCGCAAUACUUCUUGAACCAGGCUCGUGGAGCGUCCUUGAGCCCAUAGAGAGCUUUCUUAAGCUUGACGAUAUCCGCUCCAUGCUUCUCCGCCCACACUGGUGGAAGACGGCAGAAGACGUCGCGAUCGAGUUCAGCAUUAAGGAACGCAGAAUCAAGGUCGAAGGGGAUGACGAAGUCAGAGUCCGUCGCUGCUGAAACGAGUAAAAGUCUAUUCGCAGCGUGUGACACUACAGGGGCGUAGGUGUCGAUAUUCCCCGAACGAUCAAGAUUCCCGAGCACACAAGCACGAGCUUUGAAUGUUCCAUCACGUUUUACCGUGAGAACGAUUGCUAUAGGCAUUACCUGAGAAGAGGUUCGCAGCUCCUCGUCAGUAGCUGGCGCCCAAGUCUCAAAGGCAAGUAGUCUAGCUUCCUCCUUGGUGAUAGCUGCACGCCAUUUUUCGGCGUCAGGGCUUUUCAAGGCUUGGGAAACUGACAGCAUGACAUGUGCUUCGAGAAAGGUCUCCCCUUCUUCCAGCUCAUGCCCACCUGCUAGCAUGGCAAAUUUAGUCAUGUCUUUUCUUAAUGCUUCUAGCUCGGCUUUUGUUCUUCUUUUGCGUUGUCCUGGAUUCUUAUCCUUGCUCCCUUUAGGUCUUCCUCGGCCUUUCUUCCCCUCCUCAACUUUGCCUGGUUGAGAUGGUGGAAUGGGUAAGGACCUCGGAUCCCUUGCUUCAGGAUUAGAGUCAGGUGACACACGCUCCGAUGAGAUAUUCCCCUCCUCAACGCGUUGCGCGUCAGAGUUGGAAUCAUCACCGGUCUUUGGAUCUUCCUCUUUGUCCAAAGAUUCACAGAAAAACUCAACAAUGUCAUUGUUAUCUAGUGUCAUUUCCAUGCCGGUUGGAUCGCCUGAGCUGUACUCCGUGCCAGAGAAGCGCGGCUGACAGGCCAUACGUUGCAGCGCAUGUCUGUGCAGGACGGGACCCACCCAGCGACGGCGUGCCAGACUGCAGGUUUUCCAGCGGGUCAUAAUCAACAUAAAUGCCCUUCGACGUAGGCAAUAGCCAAUCAAUAUUUUUGACUAAUAUCGACUCUCGAAAUUUCACAUCUAGUGUGGAAUACUCACUCCACUUGAAGCCAGCUUUCGUUCUCCCAUCGUUGUGAUAUGUACCUACUAGACAACCAGACGAAACUGGACACAGACCGAGAAACACACCACGCCGAUAAGGUGACGCAAGCUUUGCUUCUUUCUUGUUGGUGGUGUCUACGACCUGUUCACGAAAGUACACCAAACAGCCAAAUCUUCUUAACAUACCUAGACCACUUUUCGAGGACUUCUUUCCUAUCCUCUUUUCUAGUAUCUCGACAGGACUCAUUCCGUCAUGUUCUGGCAUUUUUGCAUAACGAUGCGGUAAGCGAUUCCAACAAUCUCCGGCAUACUGUAAGCAGUAACACCAAAGACGUCGGUCGACUUUGACCAACAUGGUACGCACAGCACCGAAAAUGGUCCGCAUGAAACGUUCGCAAGUUCCGUUCAUUUCUGGGCUGUAAGGAACUCCAGGAAUUUCCGAAACCAGUAGCGAUUGCAUGACUUUGGUCAUAUGGUCACUACUUAGGACGGGUUCGCUAUCUCUACGGAUGAACCAUGCCACCUUGUCGUCGAGUGACAGUGAGUAGUCCUGGCGAAUGCCUUUUAUUACUUCUUCAAUCACCUCUACGCAGUCCGACUUAAGGCAAAGAGGACGAACGAAACACAUUUUAAUCGAAUCGCAAAUAAUGAUUAAAGCGCGUCUUUUGCUUCUUAUAGAGACUGGUCUAAUACCAACUGCGAAAUCAAUUGCAAGUGUUUUCAAUGGAGAAGGUAUAUGCCCAGCGGGCCUCACUUUUGCGUGAGAGCGUCUUUGACCUUUGGUUCGAUCACAUUCUGGACAAGAUACACUAAGGCCAUCAGCGUGAAAGUGGCCAAGUCUACGAUGUAUGUCUAAUCUUGAGGCUUGUGAAUGAAGUCUAGCUUCUUCUAUACUAGUGCGUACUAUAUCCUCCUCAGUUUCAUUUUCUUCUUUGCUAAACAUGUCACAGCCUAGAAUAGGUAACUGCAUCUGGGGGCAAUUUGUUAUGGGUAGAGAGCGGCCGGAGCGGGUAUUGUACAACGUUCCGCCACUUUCUGUGAAAUUCAUUUGCCAACCCUUCCCAUGACAGUUUCCUUCACCUAACCACGGUAUAAUGCGAUCUAUGGCUUUUGGUAAGUGUUCAAAGUGUGCGCCAUAUUUUAAUCCUAAUUUAUUCUCUUUCAGUCGACCUAGGUUCCCACUUCGCUUUCCAGCAGUGCCACUAAUAUGACAAAGCCGGUGGCUAAUCUUCUUGAAAUCGGAACGAUGGCUAGACAAAUACUUAUUUGCACAACUGUCAACAAGUGAAACUGUUUUGCUUUGAUUUGCACUAAGAUAGCAAUCUGAGCGACUAUCAAUCAUAUAGCUUUCACCCCUAAACAGUUCACUUCUAUGGUCUUUAUUCUCAAAGUUUUCUUCAAAGUUCAGCGAACAUCUUCCAUCCUCAUUUUCGAAAUCUUCUUCCAAUUCUUCUACCUCUUGGGACUGUCCAUCUCGUUUCCCAUAUCCAUUCCAUUCCGGAUUGGUUUCGACUCAGCGUUGUGGUUGUUGUCCACCCCAUUGCUGCUGUGGGUUACCGUUGUCGAAUCCUUUUCCUCCACUUUGUGGUGGUGGAUAGCUGUUCUGGUGCCACGGAGGGAUAGCGUUACCUUGCGGCCAACAGUUGUAUGAAUUGUUGAAGAAGUUGCUGCCCAUGGCUUUGUUAGGUUGGUAGCUUUGACUCAUCGGGUUUAGCCAGCAUUUGUGCGCCUUAUGUCCAUACUUGUGGCAAUAGUUGCACUGGAUACCCUCAUUAGGAUUUGAGUUCUUAGCGCCUUUACCUUUGCCAUUUCCUUUGUAUGUGGUGUGCGUUGGCCUUCAUCUUGUGUAGAUCGCACUCAGGACAAUUCACCUGGAGGCCAUCUAUAUGAAAGUGCCCGCGCCUUCUAGGAAGUUCGAGUCUUGUAAGAUAACAGCUACUGACUCCUUCUUCUACUGUUGUACAAAUGUAACCACCGCCAGUCUCUUCUUUGAAUAAGUUGCAUGCAAGUGUGGGAAGCUGCAGGCGUGGAUGGUUUCUUGUGGGUAUGGCCUGUCUGGCGUCCGUAUGCACGAGACAACCAUCUGUGCCAUUGAGUUUGAAUUCCGAUCCUAAUAGCGAGCAGCCCCCUUCACCUAGUCAAAGUGUAAUAUGAUCUACGUCCUUCUUCCAGCGCUACCAUUAGUCCUACAAGUUCUCAUAGUUUUCUCACUGAAGUCGUCUUUGUGUCUUGAAAGAAAUUUGUUUGCACAACUAUCAACCAAAGUAACUUCUUUUCCCCUUUCCACUGGUUCCGCAUCUCAGCUCUGCUCUUGCGACAUUUUGACUGAUUGCGUCCUCCCGGGUGGUCACUCCGUUAGGAAUAGAUACCAUGAGGAGCUGCCGUCACGCCAACUACAUUCGGGUAGUUUUGACGCAAGCCGAGACUUCGCAGGACAUUUUGUUUCUAGAUGAAUUUCUACUCUAUACUAAGCCGGGCUCAAGGGCUUGAAACAGUGUUGGAACACCCGAACACGUCCAAGCGCACUAUGAGGCUCUUGAGAGCAAAUGGAAUGAUUAUCGUUGCAAUGUAACAGAAAGACGAUCAGAACGGACGUGCCGAAUGAUCACUGACAGACUGUUUAAGGCCCUGAAAUGGUAUCAAAAUGGGUUCAAUGUCAUUGGGAUAUCAUGAAGGGUCGUAGUGCAGUUAAAGAUCUGGGAGAUCUUGCUGCUAAUUCAUGUUGGAUUUCAUUGAGUUCAAAUGAUGAUCAUACGAGGAACUAACAUAAGUUCAAGACAAGGAACGGCAUUGAUCAUGAUCAAGGUGACGAGUGAGAGCAGUCAUUUGGCAUUGAAAUCAGGUUCAUCCAUUGGAUCUUGAGCCAGUAAUGACCAUUGACCAACAAUUUUAGUAUAGUUAUAAUAUAACUUUUUUAACAUUUCAAAGGAGGUCAGUCUACCUCUACGUCCAAGAAUUUGAUUCCAGAUGGCAGACUCACUUUGCAUCUUUUCCAACUCUUUUCCAACCCAUUGUACCUUUUACCCACAAUCAACCUCCAGGUCUGGAAGAUGCUUACCUUCCUUCUCAACUCGCUUCCCGACAGUGGAUAUGAGCGACUGUGUGCGUAUCUGAAUGUCUCGAGUAACGCCUCUGUUAAAGAGUGGCUCGUGGACGCAACUCUAGAAUCCGGUUUGCAAAAAGUGUACGAGUCGCGUUUCCAACUGCUAGCGGGGACGAAUGAUCAACAAAGCAAAACGCUUAAGCGGGUUUGUACUGUGGGAUGAUGAAUAAACUUCGCACCUUGUACUGUAUUAGGGCGCGGCUUUGUACAAGUUGAAUGAUCCGCCGCCGAUGUUGUGGUGGCUCGUACUGUAACGCGCGAUUUUGUGCAUGGAAUUCACCCACGUUCCGCGUACGUAGGCGUAGCAGAACAAGCGUGUGUAGGCACUGUGCUGGUCAAAAAGUCAAAGUGGAUUUUCUCCACGAGUGUGUAUGUGUAAAUAAUAUUUUUUUUCCUGCUUGUCUUUGAGCUACAACAUAAAACAUAACAUGCUACUCUGCUGAGUUAUAUUCUUUUCGAAAGUUAUACUACUAGGAUACAACUUCUAGGACGCUGGUGCUGAUUUACAUCCAUGGAGUACCCGCUCAUUCGAGGGCCCAUGUCGAUAUCACCUCUGCUACGUCCGAGCUCGACGGAGACAUCGGAAGCAUAAUGAUGCUGCUCAUUGGAACCAAUUAUACCUCUACAAUAGAUACCUCAGACUCAAGGUCUGUUUCCAUCCCUACCUCUUUUUUCCACCUCAGCUUGCUACUACUUUAGAAACUCAUCUAUAAGUAAUUAGAGUGAUCUUCAAUAAUCUUCCGCCAGUGAGACAGAAUAUUCUUUGACGUGUACGUACGCUGAUUGCAAUUUUUUCUUCAAAUACAAUGCUACUGCUAGCUAGGUAAAACAUUUCUCGCCGGUCAACAUAAGUAUAUACUAAUCGGAAUGGAUUUCGUUCUCUUUUCGUUUUGUUUUUCAACCGUCCUCAGAAUGGAAAUACGAUCAUGCAGUCAAUGUCCAUGUUGUCAUUGUAGACGACGUGUCAUUCUCUGUGUAAUCGUAUUUCCUUAUCAGGUUCGGAACAAUGAAAUUGUUGUAAUUUUUGAGUUAUUUAAGUUUCCAUAUUUCAUCCAGUAGAUUCGUCAGGUAUCAUCUGACUCCACUCUGUUUUUCGAAUCGAUGUCUUUUUCAGUAUUAAGAUUCUGCUUCUUUGUUCUCUUCCAUUUUUGUUCCUAAAGGGACCGCGAUCGUGCUAGAAAUUCCGAAAAAAUUAAUGUCGAAAAAAUUGCGCGAUUAUAAUGAUAAUGGCAACACCUAGAAACCAAUAACGAAAGCCUACUUCUCUUGAACGAUUACAACAAUUUAUUCAAUGAAUCUGAACGCAAUCAGCGUGUAGGCGCGACUGCUGUGAUAUACGGCCGAAAGCCCAGCGGAGGUUUGCCGACGUCUCCGACUGAAUGAAUGAAUCAGCAAUGGGGCGUCCCGAAU
Messenger RNA from Amoebophrya sp. A25, 12293 nucleotides. NCBI's taxonomy places the organism in Eukaryota, Dinophyceae, Syndiniales, Amoebophryaceae. The record is from the annotation of a GenBank genome assembly.